Messenger RNA from Zerene cesonia (dogface butterfly), 1954 nucleotides. RefSeq lists its product as uncharacterized. The transcript has a single exon. Bases 173 to 1954 code for a protein of 593 amino acids. Lineage: Eukaryota; Metazoa; Arthropoda; Insecta; Lepidoptera; Pieridae. The record is from RefSeq and is a predicted model, not a curated record.
UAGUGUUUGCAACUAGCAGGAAGCAGCACUUUAUAAUUAAACUUAGGAUCAGAAAGUUUAAGUGUUUUGUCCCUUAUGCAUGUAAAAAUCGUUUUAAAAAACGAUUUUAGUGUAAAGAUUAGUAACUAUAUACCUAAAUAAUUAAUGUGUGACGAUCAUAAUAAGAUUCAUUAUGCUUUUUUAUGCAAUAUUAAUGCUUAUGUUAAAUAAUGCCAUAACAGUAGAAUCUAAAACUAUCAAUGACGUUGCUGUAGACACAACAAAUCAAGAGUUUGAUAACGGAUCUCCCACAUCCGUUUUUUGGUGGAAAACUGAUUCGCAAAAUAUUGAUACGUUCACUAAGCUUUACGAAGGUCUCUUAGUAACAAUUUCUCUAAAAGAUAUCGUAUACAACGAUACCCAGCUUAGUGAUGCUACUUUGAAUGAUCAAGUUGUUAUAUACGUAACAAACGAAAAUGAAUUUAGUGUAAUCUUAAUGAUAAUAAAUAAGCGACGCGUAAAACCAAUUCGUGUUAUACUAGUUAUUAUGGAGACAAUUGAUGACAUCAAUAUCCGCAUGAAAGAAUUUACAAAAACUGCGUGGGACAAUGAUGUUGCAGAUAUUAUAAUUAUCAGUACAAAUUUGAAAAAUGAAAUAGUUUUGAACACUUUCAUACCUUAUUCUGACGGGCAUUGUGGAGACUAUACGCCUGUUGCAUUAAGCGCAAACCAACCUAAGUUAUUCAGCAAUAAAUUUCAUAAUUUUCAUAAAUGCCCGAUAAGGAUGAGAGCAUUUAUUUUGCCGCCCUAUGUAAUGCAUGAAAAGAGAAGUGACUCAAUAAAAACUGUGAGAGGAUUCGACGCUGAUGUUAUGAAGUUUAUAUUAGAACAAAUGAAUGCAACUAUUAUAGUUAUAUCUGAUGAUAAAAUUAAUAACACAAUUUUUAAUUUUGCUAAUGUAUCGCUAUCAGAAAAUUUGGGUGAUUUAACAAACAAUCUUGCUGACGUUGCAGUGCCUCCUUUCAUCAUUAACAAUAGACGGUACGCAGUUGCUCAGGCGUUUUAUGCGUGCUACAAUAUACCAGUUAUUUGGUGUGCACCAAGACAACGAGAAAUUUAUGCAUGGGCUAAAGUUAUUUUGCCGUUUUUAUCUCGUAUAUCACCUCUUAUCUUCUUAUCAUUUGUGGCGUUUUGGGCAAGUAUCAAAUUGAUACAAAGAUUUGGAAAAUUUAAGAAAGAAACAAAAGGUUUGUUAUUGGCAAGCUUUGCAUUAUACAUGGGUCAGGGAGUAACAUUUGAAACACAACAUUGGUUGAAUAAUGUGGUGUUUAUGAUGUGGAUAUGGUAUUGCACUAUCAUGCGUAUUGUAUAUCAAGGAGAUUUGAUUGAUGGAUUGCAUAAUGUAAUUUUAGAGCCUCCCUUAAGGACUCUAAAUGACGCCUUACAAGCACUUGAUGAAGUCGUGGGCCUAUCUGUUGCCGUAGACUUAUACGAUAACAUGUCUAUUGAGAGGCGGUUUAAGCCAGUGCAAAACAAAGAAAUACCUUAUUAUCUAAAAAGAAUUUCACACGGUGAACGAAUUCUAUUAGCUGUAAAUAAGAUUCUAGUAUCAUAUAGUAAAUACAAAGUACAAAUAUUAGAAGAAAAUGUUAGCACUUUUAAAGUUUACUUCUUUGUGAGACCACGGUGGGGAGCUUUUGAAGAACUACAUCGAACCAUGAUUCGGAUAACUGAAGUGGGUUUUCAAUGGCAAAUUUACCAAGUAUAUAUUAACGAGUGGCUGAGGAGCGGCGGUCGUGAUUAUUAUACUGAAGAAAAAAGUACUGCAUUGAAUAUGGCCAUAUUAAUAUCUUGUUUCUAUGGAUUGAUAGCUUUAUAUGUGGUUUGUUUCCUCGUAUUUUGUUUCGAAAUUUUGUGGUUUAAGAUAUCAAAGAAACCGUUCGCAGAUAUCGUUAGAGACGACAGAGUUUAUUAA